AGAGAAGUCAGUAGAAUAAGUCACAUCAUCGGAAUAAAAACCGAACGGGAGCUCAAGGAGACUUUGCAACUUGAUAGCCUAAAUCUCACGAGCUUCUACGAGAGCUAGCUGCAGGAAAGGAAACGGGACAAAUAUCCUAAGAAGAAAGGACUUUUUUCUGCUUUUUUAAAGUAUUAACCGAGGGAUUUUCAUUUUUAAAGGGAUCACUUGAGAUUUCAGGAUGAUGCUGUGUGGCAUCUUUUUGCUGUUGAUGCUUUGGAGUUGUGAGAGCGCGAGGUUGGCAGAGAGUCGAGAUGAUAACAGUGUGUAUGACUUAUUCGAGCUGACCCGGGUAAACAAGAGAAAUCAUGGAGUGACUUUGGUCAAAGGCGUUGAUCCUUACAGCCCUGCAUACAAAGUCCUGAACGCAGACCUGAUCCCCCCGGUCCCCGACAGCCCCUUCAGGGACCUCCUCGACUCCAUCCAGGCUGAAAGGGGGUUCCUCCUCCUCGUCAACCUGAAGCAGUUCAAGAGAACCAGAGGCAGCCUGCUGACCAUCGAGAAGAGAGAUGGAUCAGGAGCCGCGUUUGAGAUCAUUUCCAACGGGAGGGCGAACACUCUGGAUAUCUUCUUCUCCACCGCCGAGCAGCAGCAGCUCGUGUCCAUCGAGGAUGCUGAUUUGGCCACGGGACACUGGAAGAACAUCACGCUGUUCGUGCAGGAUGACCGGGUGCGUCUCUAUGUCGGCUGUGAGGAGAUCAAUGAGUCUGAGCUGGAUGUGCCAAUCCAGAGGGUGCUGUCUCCAGAUGUGGCUGACAUUGCCAGGCUCAGGAUUGGAAAGGGAGCUGCAAAGGACAAGUUUAUGGGAGUGCUCCAAAAUGUGCGGUUCGUCUUUCGGACAAGUCUUGAUGCCAUACUGAGAAAUAAGGGAUGCCAGAGUGGAGCAGCCUUAACUGAUGUCAUGACCCUUGACAACCCCAUCAACGGCUCCAGCCCUGCCAUUAGGACUGAUUACACUGGCCACAAAGCCAAAGACCUGCAGACCGUCUGCGGCUUCUCCUGUGAGGACCUUGCCGGCAUGUUUAAGGAACUCAAGGGCCUCGGUGUGGUUGUUAAACAGCUGUCCAAUGAGCUCCGCAAAGUGUCUGAGGACAGCGCUCUGCUCAAAAAUCAAAUGAACACCUACAGUGGCAUCUGCAUCCACAACGGCAUCGUGCACAAGGACAAAGAGGAGUGGACUGUGGACGGCUGCACUGAGUGCACCUGCCAAAACUCUGCUACUGUGUGUCGCAAAAUCUCCUGCCCUCUGAUCCCGUGUUCUAAUGCCACCGUGCCUGACGGAGAGUGCUGCCCCCGCUGUGAGGCAAGUGACUACGCAGAGGAUGGAUGGUCCCCUUGGUCUGAAUGGACCCCUUGUUCUGUGACUUGUGGCCGUGGCAUCCAGCAGCGUGGACGCUCCUGUGACCGCAUCAACAGCAAUUGUGAGGGCACCUCUGUCCAGACCCGUGACUGCUACCCCCAGGAAUGCGACAAACGCUUCAAACAGGAUGGUGGUUGGAGCCACUGGUCUCCCUGGUCUUCGUGCUCUGUGACCUGCGGUGAGGGGGUCAUCACCCGGAUACGCCUCUGCAACUCUCCAACACCCCAGAUGGGCGGUAUGGACUGCCAAGGAGAAGGACGUCAAACCGAAAUCUGUCAGAAGUCGCCCUGCCCUAUCAAUGGAGGUUGGGGGCCCUGGUCACCAUGGGACAGCUGCACUGUUACCUGUGGUGGAGGAGUCCAGACUCGCAAACGUCUCUGCUCUGACCCUGUCCCCAGAUAUGGAGGAAAGGACUGUGUGGGUGAUGCCACCAUGUCUCAAGUAUGCAACAAGCAGGACUGCCCUAUUGACGGUUGUCUCUCAAAUCCAUGCUUCCCUGGCUCGAGAUGCACCAGCUUCCCUGAUGGCUCUUUCAAGUGUGGCAGGUGUCCCCUUGGGUACACUGGAAAUGGCAUCACUUGCAAAGACAUUGAUGAGUGUGCAGAGGUCCCUGAUGCUUGCUUUACACAUAACGGAGUCCAUCGUUGUGAGAACACCGAGCCUGGUUACAACUGCAUGCCCUGCCCUGCGCGUUUCUCCGGUCCUCAGCCUUUUGGAAGAGGAGUUGAACAGGCAACUGCUAAAAAACAGGUUUGCAAACCUCGUAACCCCUGCCAGGAUGGCAGCCACGACUGCCAUAAGAAUGCAAACUGUGUCUACUUGGGCGUCUACUCCGAGUCCAUGUUCCGCUGUGAGUGCAGGCCAGGUUAUGCUGGAAAUGGACGCAUUUGCGGAGAGGACACUGACUUGGAUGGAUGGCCAAACUCUGACCUGCUGUGUGUGGAGAAUGCGACCUACCACUGCAAGAAGGAUAACUGCCCAAGCCUUCCCAACUCUGGUCAGGAAGAUCAUGACAAAGAUGGCCUGGGUGAUGAAUGCGACAGUGAUGAUGACAAUGAUGGGAUCCCCGAUGAUAGGGACAACUGCCCAAGAGUGUACAACCCUGCCCAGUAUGACGCAGACAGGGAUGAUGUUGGCGACCGCUGUGAUAACUGUGUGUUCGAGGCGAAUGCUGACCAAACUGACACUGACAACAAUGGAGAAGGAGAUGCCUGUGCUGUUGACAUUGAUGGCGAUGGUAUUCUGAACGAGAACGACAACUGCCCAUAUGUUUACAAUGUGGAUCAGAGAGACACUGACAGGGACGGUGUUGGUGACCAUUGUGACAACUGUCCUCUGGAGCACAACCCUGAUCAGGUCGACUCAGACUCGGAUCGCAUCGGAGACAAAUGCGACAACAACCAGGACAUUGACGAGGACGGUCACCAGAACAACUUGGACAACUGCCCCUACAUACCGAAUGCCAACCAGGCUGAUCACGACAAAGAUGGCAAGGGUGACGCCUGCGACCAUGAUGAUGACAAUGAUGGCAUUCCUGAUGACAAAGACAACUGCAGACUGGCAUUUAACCCUGAUCAAGUGGACUCUGAUGGUGAUGGCCGUGGUGAUGUGUGCAAAGACGACUUUGACCAAGACAAUGUCCUCGACAUCUAUGAUGUGUGUCCAGAGAACUUUGCCAUCAGUGAAACAGACUUCCGCAGAUUCCAAAUGGUUCCUCUGGACCCCAAGGGCACUUCCCAGAUUGACCCCAACUGGGUGGUCAGACAUCAGGGCAAGGAGCUGGUGCAGACUGUCAACUGUGAUCCUGGCAUUGCAGUUGGUUACGAUGAGUUCAGCGCCGUAGAUUUCAGUGGAACGUUCUUCAUCAACACAGACAGAGAUGACGACUACGCCGGAUUUGUGUUUGGCUACCAGUCCAGCUCACGCUUCUACACAGUCAUGUGGAAACAGAUCACGCAAACCUACUGGUCCCACACACCCACAAGAGCUCAAGGCUACUCUGGCUUGUCAAUCAAAGUGGUCAACUCCACCACUGGGCCUGGUGAGCACCUGAGAAAUGCCCUGUGGCACACUGGGGACACUGCAGGACAGGUGCGCACUCUGUGGCACGACCCCAAGAACAUUGGCUGGAAGGACUUCACCGCCUACAGAUGGCAUCUAGUCCACAGACCCAAGACUGGACUCAUUAGAGUGGUCAUGUAUGAAGGCAAGAGGAUCAUGGCUGAUUCUGGAAACAUCUAUGACAAGACGUAUGCAGGUGGACGACUAGGCUUGUAUGUCUUCUCUCAGGAGAUGGUUUACUUCUCAGACCUCAAAUAUGAAUGCAGAGAUUCUUAAUCGGACUGCAGAGGCUUCCAGACAGAAUCCGGCUGUCAGUAUGAGUACUUAAGAAAGGAACUGGAUCAAAGUCUUUUUAACUUUCUCAUUUGAAAAAUGCACAUUGGAGGAAUGAUGAGCAAGUGAGCUGACCUCUGGACUUUAUGCCAAAUGAAAAUUCAACGAUAAUUCUGCACCACUGCACCAAACUCGAAUAGUGAGCGCAGCUCUGCUCAGAAGAAAUUGGCCCCCUCACUUUGUCGCUCUGAUCUUCAUUGAAGGGGGGGCCAUAUUUCAUUGCUUUGCACACCUGAACUGUUGUCGGUAUUCCUCUGUGGAUGAGGGACCAAAGGAGAGAGUGUUCCAUGUUUUUGAUUAUUUUUUUAACUCCUAUUUUUGAGCAUUAAUACACAUCUGCUGUGGACUCAGAGAUACUUGUUUAAGUAUGAAGAAGGUAGUGGGAGAGCUUUAAAAGGCCGGGGUGAUGAUACCCUUUGAAGGAUCUGUUGAGGGACCAUGGACAGUAUGGACCGACUGUUAACUAUCAAAGAGUGUGAAUGUUGUUUGUAUGUGCCACCCAGCAAGCAUUAUUAUGAAGUCAGUUCUAAAAUUUGGUUUCUUGCAAAGAUUUCUCCCCUUACUUUAAUACAGACCUGCAUAUGUAAGGCCGUUUAUUCAGCUGAGGCUUAGGGCUGGCUAUUUGUCUUCUCAGGAAAAAGCACUAAAUGGAAUUGAGGAGAGCACAAAUUCAGGACAGCACAGGGAAGCAGUAUCACUGAACACUGCUUUGGAACAGAAAUCAUUAGCAAAUAUUAUGUAAAUAUCUCUAAUAUUUACUGAUAGUUUCAAGGGACGUAAACAGAAAGGGCCAGUCUAUUUCCUGCCAUGAGUAAAACUAUGCAAGUGUCGCUCAUCUCUGCACGUUUCCAGCUUAAAAAGCAAUUACAAAUACCCCCUCAUGGCACUACAUUUGAUCAAAGCAGUACAAACAAUAGGCAUCACUUACAGUAAAUAUUCUGCUUCUGCAGUGUGUAUGACGAGUGCGCCUGAGCUUGUGUGUACAUCUCUGACAAGGGAAAAUUAAAAGAAAACCCUUAAUGUACAAAUAUUACCUCAUUAAUUCUUUUUGUAUUGAGGCCAGCAAUACACAAGAAUCAGUCGUCUUUGCAACAGAGUAUAAAUUGGUUGGCUUCUUCUAUUUUUUACACAAAACUUUUAAUCAUUUAUAUACUGUAUAUAAGAUAUUUUUGUAGUGGAAAAGAAGCCCGAAUAGGAACGUAAAGGAAAUGUUUUGACUGUGUUGUGCUUUGUGUAUGUUUUUCCUGUGCAUUUUUUGAUAAAUUAUUGUGUUAAAUGUUGAGGUUAUUUCAUUUGUGUAGAUAUAUGCUAUUUAAAUAAUUUAUCUAGAAGCGUAGCCUCAUAUGGAAGCGUUUCUGUCUGUAUAAACUUAUUUGCACACUGACAUGAGGAUGUCUUUGUUUUUUUUGUUUUGUUUUGUUUUGUAUGUGUUUUUUAAUUAUUAGUGAAGCUUUUCUAUAAACUUUGUACUAUAGUUUCUACCAAAAGUGCUGUUUAUACUCCUAUCUGGUAUUUUGUAAUGUCAAGUGAACAAUAAACACUUAAAGACAAAAUA
Messenger RNA from Cheilinus undulatus (humphead wrasse), 5348 nucleotides. RefSeq names its product thrombospondin-1-like. The transcript is spliced from 22 exons. Gene Ontology annotation, biological process: negative regulation of angiogenesis; cell adhesion. Lineage: Eukaryota; Metazoa; Chordata; Actinopteri; Labriformes; Labridae. Gene Ontology annotation, cellular component: extracellular region. Bases 221 to 3736 code for a protein of 1171 amino acids. Gene Ontology annotation, molecular function: calcium ion binding; protein binding. The record is from RefSeq and is a predicted model, not a curated record.